Molecule: messenger RNA, 563 nt
Organism: Aspergillus uvarum CBS 121591
Lineage: Eukaryota; Fungi; Ascomycota; Eurotiomycetes; Eurotiales; Aspergillaceae
Exons: 2
Coding region: 1-429 (142 amino acids)
Source: RefSeq, a predicted model, not a curated record
AUGCCUUAUGAAGUUUGGAGAAAAAAGCGCUUGUCACGAACUCAUGAUGUGGACCCGGUCAAGAACACCAAAGCUGAGCGAGAGAGAUUUCGCCGAGGCUGGGCGGCGAUGUGCAAAAAGGCAAAUGAUCUCUAUCUAGAUGGGAUCGAGAAUGGGCGUGAUCGCCGUGUUUACAUGGUCAUUCAUGAUGUACGAAAAAAUCGACAAGGGAAGGGGAAAUAUACGUCCUUCAACUCUCAUCCUCGAGAAUCCUGGGUUCCAUCUCAAGACGAAGUUGAUGAGCAUUAUCCAAUCACCAAGAAAGUGACACCAGCUGAUUUUGGCAACAAUCUCGCAGGAAAGCCAGGGGCUGGAAGGUUGCAGAGCCUUUCAAAAGGUCGACAACGCCUGUUCAAGAUUUCCAAGCCGCCACUUUGGGCUUAUAGUUAGGUCCAUUUGUGUUGAUUUUUUCUACUUUUUUUUAUUGAUCAGUGAACAUGUAUCUGAUAAUACAGCAUGCCUUAUAUCAUAUGAACCACAAUUCUUUCAAAAUGAUUGAGCUUGGUACUGAAUUUGAAGUCGAU